Molecule: messenger RNA, 1497 nt
Organism: Penicillium daleae
Lineage: Eukaryota; Fungi; Ascomycota; Eurotiomycetes; Eurotiales; Aspergillaceae
Product: FAD-dependent oxidoreductase
Exons: 6
Coding region: 1-1497 (498 amino acids)
Molecular function (GO): FAD binding
Source: RefSeq, a predicted model, not a curated record
AUGUCUACAUUCAAAGUCGUUGUUGUCGGAGGAAGUAUUGCUGGUCUAACUCUUGCAAACAUCCUUGAGCGGUACAGUAUAAACUAUGUCGUCCUGGAGAAACAUCCUACAAUAGCACCCCAGCUUGGCGCGAGCGUUGGGACGCUUCCCCACGGCGCCAGAAUACUCGACCAGCUUGGGAUAUUCUCUCGGGUGGAUGAGAUAUCAAUGCCUGUGGACGAAUCUGAGGCUUUGGGUCCGGAUGCGGUAGUAUUGGGUAAAACUGAGCCAUUCGGGGAUUUGAUGGAAGAUCUACUUGGCUAUAGGAUGCGGUUUUUAGACCGUCAGCAGUUACUUCAAGCUUUGUAUGGCGGUCUUAAAGACAAAUCCAAGAUCCAUACCAACAGUGAAUGCGUCAAGAUCGAAGAACUAGAUGAAGGUGUGCGAGUCACCCUCAAAGAUGGAUCUAUCAUACAAGGAGACAUUUUAGUCGGGGCAGAUGGGGUCCAUAGUCGGAUGAGAAAUGAGAUCUGGAGAAUCGCUGAGUCUGAGAGAGCAGAUUACCCCGUCUCGGAGCUGAGUCGAUCAAUUCAAUGCCAGUACAAAUGUAUGUUUGGCAUAUCGAAGCGCCCAGAGGGUGUUCCGGAUAACAAAUCGUUCAAAUGCUACCACAGGGGUCGCUCUUAUUUAACCUCCAGUGGGAAGGACGGGAAAUUCUAUUGGUUUGCUUUUGUCAAAAACCCCGACCUCACCAUCCAUACUUCCAUUCCUCGCUACACAACUCAGGAUGAAGAAGAUCUGGCGGCUGAAAUUGCUGAUGACCCCCUCUUCCUUGAUAUCACCUUCAAGGAUUUAUACAAUAGUAGAAUGGGCUCUGUUCUUGUGCCGCUUGAGGAGUUUGUGUUAAAACGAUGCUUUUAUAAGCGCGCAAUUUUGAUUGGCGACUCAUUCCACAAGAUGAAUCCUCUUCUGGGCCAGGGAGGAAACUCGGCGAUUGAAUCAGCUGGCUUCUUAGCCGAUCUCUUAAAAGGCGUACUCGACAAAACCCCGCAUCCAGAUGAUGACACACUUCAACGAAUCUUCUUGGAAUUUCAGGAGGAAAGAUGCCCUAGGACCACUGGCCUUAUGGAAGCAACCAAAAAGGUCCAACAGAUGGAAAUCCUUGAGAACCCUAUACUGGAGUUUCUACAGCUCAAAGUUACCACUCAGCUUGGCGGAGAGCAUCUGGGUCCUAUGUUAGCAGCUGCUUCGAAUUCAGCUCACACUUUGAAAUACCUACCGAAGAAGUUCAGACGUGGGGCAGUAUCUCUGGACGAAGAAGUGAAGGCGAACCCCCAUGACCGACCGGCUAUAGCCACUGCUCUUGCAAUCCCAUUCAUCCUCGCUGCUACUAAAUUUGGGUGGCAGGCAGUUUUACCGAUCUACUUCGCCUUCCACAUUUACUUCAGUGGCAGUCGAUCAUUCUAUCACCCAUCUCCUCGAACCAUCAAUCCACUGGCAGCAAAGGCACUUCCGUAG